AUGAUAGGCAUUCCAAUUUUGAGGCCAAUCCUGGGGUCUGGGAAGUGUGCCAAAGAACUGGAAUCUCAGAAUGACGAGGCUAUCAAAGGUCUUAGUGCUAAAUUCAGACUACUUGAAGAAAUCACCGUUUAUAGAAGACUUGAGAACAAAAGAAGAGAAAACACGGGACUUGAGAAUCAAUUCUCGGGCACACUUGGAGCGGCGUCGUUAGGCUUGAGGCGGGGUGUGGCCGCGAUCACAAUUCCGGUGGAUGAUGAAAACUGGCACAGUUACCAGAGCGGGUAUGGCAAGAAGAGCAGCGAGAUUUAUGUGAAUGCAAUGAUGCGAGUGAUUGAGGAGUUACUUAAAGUGGAGAAGACGGAAGGCCCAAAUUAUUUACCCGCCGGAUGCGUCCUGAACAUCAACCUUCAACAAGCGGGACCUCAGACCAAUUGUAACAGGGCCCAGGACUACCGCUUUGUCCUCACUACCAUCUUUGGUAGCAGACAUCAGUGCGGAAUCGACCUUUGCGGUUCCCACUUCUUGCCCAGCGAACAGGCUGUGCUCGACUCUCAAAAUGGCUGUUGGGUUCCUCUCAUCCAAUCUCACUCAGACCCUGGCGCGAUGAGUUUGCUAGUUUGCAAAAGCUGCGGGGGGUUAAUGAACAAUGAAAUUGUCGAAUUCAUUGUAGACCGGUUGAAGCAUAUUGUAGUUGUGCAGUGA
Messenger RNA from Puccinia graminis f. sp. tritici CRL 75-36-700-3, 702 nucleotides. RefSeq lists its product as uncharacterized. Gene Ontology annotation, molecular function: hydrolase activity. The coding region runs from base 1 to 702 and encodes 233 amino acids. The transcript is spliced from 4 exons. The record is from RefSeq and is a predicted model, not a curated record. NCBI's taxonomy places the organism in Eukaryota, Fungi, Basidiomycota, Pucciniomycetes, Pucciniales, Pucciniaceae.